AGUGGAAUCAGAAUCCGAUCCCUUUCUAACAUGCAUCACUCUUCCUUUUUUGAAAAACUUGUAAAAGUUUCCACCUUUCAACAGUUUCUUCUCCCUUAAUUUCUUCUCUCGUUGAAUGUUGGAACACGUUAUUCUGCAAUUAACAAACAAUAUUAAAUAAAUCAAAAGCAUAGAUUUUUCAUUAUAAAAAGCUCGUUAACGGUCACCAUCUUCCCUGCACAUAUCACUCCAUCGACUCCAGUAUUUCCCAAGCUCUCUUGAGAUGGCAAAGAACUCACAGAACAGUAGUAGCAAGAAGAAGCAAGAAAACAGAAUUUGUGAGAAGAUCUUCAGAGCAGUGACGAGUCCUGUCCGAACUGUUCGCCGCAUCUCCACCAAACCUUCAACAAGCCACCCAGCAGAGGCCGUUUGCGUCAAAUUUGCAGAGACAUCGUCGACUCAGGCGGCGGCAGCCAAACCCAUCAUUACAAAGAUGGAACCGAAGAAGACGGUGAUCGCUCGAGUGGAGACGACUAUCAAAACGGACGAGAGGUUCACCGAUUAUAUAAAGAAAGCGAAGCUGAAGAUCAGGGCAAUGACGACGAAUCACGAUGACGAUGCGUGGGAGACAAGUGAAACAGAUCAGACACGUGAGCAUCACCACGUCCAUAACUCUCACGUAGGUGGCCGUAGCAGUGGGAGAUCAUCAUCAUCAGAUCAGUUCUCUGAGUACAUAAAGAAGGCGAAGAUGAAGCUCAUGUCCUCUUCCACCAUUGCUCGUGCUAACCCAACUAACGAUACUUAUUUCAAGUGAUAUGACAUUUUGACAACUGAUGAUGAUUUUUGAAUAAAUCCUGGCCUUAAUUUGUCUGAAUGAUUUUGGUUUGAUACUCGUAAAAGAUUCUAUUGUAUUAAUAAGUACGGACAUGGAUUUUGUUGCGUUAA
Molecule: messenger RNA, 924 nt
Organism: Camelina sativa (false flax)
Lineage: Eukaryota; Viridiplantae; Streptophyta; Magnoliopsida; Brassicales; Brassicaceae
Source: RefSeq, a predicted model, not a curated record